CUGGUCUUGCAGCUUCUUUUUACAGGGGUAACAAGAUCUCACAGUGGGAGUCAACUACUGUGUGCAGUUAUUUGCAACAUAAUGAACAGUAGAAAGACGUUUCCUGGAGGAGGGUCUGAGAAGAAUGCCAGUCCAUUUGCAGUUCAUCUGUACCGGAGUAGAGAGAAGGCUCUGCAGGGGCGGAAACUGCUGUAAACGAGGAUGCCGAGUAUCAAGUUUCAGAGUGGGGACACAGUAAUGGGCCGCUGGCCCGGCAGCAGCCUGUUCUACGAGGUCAAGGUACUGGGCUACGAUGCCAAGAAUCAGCUCUACACUGUUAUCUACAAGGACGGCACCGAACUGGAGCUCAGAGAGGCUGACAUGAAGAAUCCCACUGGGUUCAAACCAAGCCGUCGCUCUCGAUCUCGUUCACGCUCCCCGUCGCGGCGGCGCAGUCGCUCCCGUAGCCCAGCCAGGACCACCAGGCGCUCCUCGUCACGCACUGUCAGCGGCACCUCCAUCGCGGAGACCCACAAUGCACGCAAGGAGCCCAAACUGAAAGAAGUGCUGGAGGUCAGACUCGUUCCUGUGGCAAAGCCAAUUGAGAACAAUAUCAACAAUAAGCAUGAAAUGACAGAGGAGAAUGAUACUGCUAACAAAGUCAAUGAGAAGCCUGCAGAGGUGGAGCCAGAGAAGAAAGUAGUAGAGAGCCGCUACAACUUGAGACGCAGGAAGGAUGACGGUGAUGCCAAGCCAGCCGAGCAUACGGAGGAGGUUGAGCAGAAGCCUGCAGUAGCCACAGCCCCCAUCACCACUGAGCUGGAGUUUGGUGGGAGGCUAGGAGUGUUCUGCAUGACUCUGCUCCUGCCUGUGACUGUGUUGGGCCUGAUGGUGGUUUGCAGUCAGGAGGAUGCUAGCCUGAUGAGCUCCCCCCCUCUACCUGCCCUUGACUCUCUGUGGGACCUACAGGUGUUUGGCAUGGUGGUCCUCUGGUUGCUCUUCCAGGCCCUGCUCUACGUGCUGCCUGUUGGAAAGGUUGUGGAAGGAAUGCCCCUGAGGAAUGGAGAGAGACUGAAAUACAGAAUGAACACCCUCUAUGCCUUUGUGCUGACGGUGGCUACCCUGGGGGCUGCAGUGCACCACAAGAUAGACCUCAGCUACAUCCACAGCCACUUCCUCCAGCUGGCUGUGUCUUCCCUGCUCUGCUCUGUCCUACUUAGUGUCUACCUGUAUGUCCGCUCUCGCUGGGCAACCCAGGACCUGCUGGCCCCUGGAGGAAACUCUGGGAGUGUUAUUUAUGACUUUUUCAUGGGAAGUGAACUUAACCCCCGGAUCAAAGGCUUUGAUCUCAAAUACUUCUGUGAACUGCGCCCAGGAUUGAUUGGUUGGCUGGUGAUCAACGCUGCCAUGGCUCUGGCUGAGAUGCAACUCCACCACCUGGACUACCCCUCACCAGCCAUGAUCCUGGUCAACUGCUUCCACCUGCUAUAUGUGCUUGAUGCCUUCUGGCAUGAGGAGGGCAUCCUGAGCUAUAUGGAUAUUACCCAUGAUGGGUUUGGCUUCAUGCUGGCAUUUGGAGACUUAAUGUGGGUCCCCUUCACCUUCAGCCUCCAGGCCUACUACCUGGUUCACCACCCCAAUCACCUCUCACUGCCCUGGAUCGUAGGCAUCGUCACUCUCAAUGUCAUUGGAUUUAGCAUCUUCCGUAAAGCAAACUCACAGAAAAACUCCUUCAGAAGAAAUCCAUCAGACCCCACAUUAUCCCAUCUGAAGACUAUCCCUACUGCCACUGGGAAGAGUCUCCUGGUAUCUGGUCUGUGGGGGCUAGUCCGUCACCCCAACUACCUGGGUGACCUUAUCAUGGCUCUGGCAUGGUCCCUACCCUGUGGGUUCACUCACAUCCUGCCAUACUUCUAUGUGAUCUACCUAUCCAUCCUACUGGUUCACCGGGAGGCCCGAGACGAGGCCCAGUGCAGGAGGAAGUACGGCUCGGCGUGGGAUGACUACUGCCGAGAAGUCCGCUACCGCAUCAUCCCCAGAGUCUACUGAGGCCUAUGCCACCCCUGCCCCCAUGCCACGCCCUUCAAUUCUGCAAGCUUACGACUCAUCACAUGGCUGCAUGAGUUCACUAAGAAAAAACAAGUUGUUUGGAAAUUAGCUUGAGGACAUUUGAAUUUUGGAAAGGGGGACACUUGGAAGUACCACGAGCAGCUUUCUUUUGAAGUGGUUUUAGGGAGGUAAACACUCCCUGGCCGGCUGAAUUUGGUUUAUGCCUUUGUUUAGAGAGAAACAUUUGAAAAAAUAAGCCUCAUAAUCUAGUGAAGUGAUGUGUAUAUAUUUUUGUACAUAUACAUUUUUUUAACUGAAAGAUACCUAACAACAUUGCAUAUUUGGUUUGUGUUAGUGUUCUUUGCUCCCAUAUUCGACGUAUACAAUAUUUUCUUGGCUUUUAUUUUGAGGUAUUUUGUAAUGAUAUCUUUGGUAUACAUUACUUGUGUAUAUUGUGAAUGAUGGGAUUUAAAUGCUCUUUUUUUCCACUGUACAGUUGACAUAGGACUAUAACGUUCUCCCUCAGGAUCACGACGUUGUCACAAAAUUGCAUUUAGGUUUUAAUUUAUAUAUAUUUUUAUAUAGAGAUAUGUAGCCUAGUGUUAACUGAGAGUGUAAAAAAAAAAAUUGGGUGGUUUUAAAUGCAUUAUGCGAGAUUGCAUUUUAUAACCGAAGUCUAUUUGUCUUUGCUACAUCAGGUUCUGUCAUUCCUCCCCAGUCCUCUGGAUGGUGGUGUUGCUUAGUGUUCCUGUGAUCGUCACAGUCACUGUUUCAGAGGGAAGACAACCCAUCUGUUAUCAAAUAUACAUACACAUAAUCUUAUUUAAAACCAUUAAAAUGUGCAAGGGUGCUUACAGACAGUAUCCAUUCAAGCAUCACAAACCUUAAGUUAUUCAAGACCAUACUAUUUUUUAAAGGUGUCAAUAAUGACAUGAUUUUUUAAAAAUGUUCCUUUUUAUUUUAUUUGAGGAUUUUAACCAAGUUUAUACUGUGACAUUCUGCACAAUGCUGUGUAGUAUGGUGGCCUUCUGGCAACAUUGGUGUUUUAUCCUGUGCAUUCUCAAACCCAAACAAGUAUUUUUGGACCCAGCUGUAGAUGAACAGAAUAUGUGGCAUUUUAUGUGACUGAAUGCAUUGUACAUAUUCUAAAUUAGUUUUUUUAAGUAAAAUAUUCAAGUUAAUGGUAGUAAUCAUAGCUAUUAUGUUCCACAAGUAGAUAUUUAAAGUUUACAUUUGAUUUUAACUUUUGUUUUUAAGUUAAUUGCCUGAAUUACCAUUGUAGCCAUUUUUGUUUACAGCUAGAUCUGCCGUUAUUACUGACUCAGUCAUCUGAGAAGAUUACUUGUGAUUUGAGUCAUUUAUCAUGAACUAUUUCUCAUUGAGCCACGUUCUGUACCCAACCCCUGUGUUUGUGGCGGAUGGGACUGGUAAUAUCCUGUUUUGGUCAGCUGGUAGUUUGUCAAAGCUAAAAGUUGGAAGUAACUAAGAAUUUGGAAGAAGACCCAAGGUUUUUGAAUCAUUAAAUUCUGGUGGAGACAGAUUUAACCUGUAACAGUGGCUGGAAAGCUUGUAUUGUACAAACAUUUUGGCAAAAAAAUAAAGAUUUCCACUUACAUUA
This is a messenger RNA of Oncorhynchus keta (chum salmon), 3646 nucleotides long. RefSeq names its product lamin B receptor (gene lbr). NCBI's taxonomy places the organism in Eukaryota, Metazoa, Chordata, Actinopteri, Salmoniformes, Salmonidae. The transcript has 14 exons. Gene Ontology annotation, cellular component: nuclear inner membrane. Gene Ontology annotation, biological process: sterol biosynthetic process. The coding region runs from base 202 to 2028 and encodes 608 amino acids. Gene Ontology annotation, molecular function: oxidoreductase activity, acting on the CH-CH group of donors, NAD or NADP as acceptor. The record is from RefSeq and is a predicted model, not a curated record.